Messenger RNA from Haliaeetus leucocephalus (bald eagle), 3785 nucleotides. RefSeq names its product myotubularin related protein 8 (gene MTMR8). Bases 72 to 1964 code for a protein of 630 amino acids. NCBI's taxonomy places the organism in Eukaryota, Metazoa, Chordata, Aves, Accipitriformes, Accipitridae. Gene Ontology annotation, cellular component: nuclear envelope. The transcript is spliced from 14 exons. The record is from RefSeq and is a predicted model, not a curated record. Gene Ontology annotation, biological process: dephosphorylation; negative regulation of autophagy. Gene Ontology annotation, molecular function: phosphatidylinositol-3,5-bisphosphate phosphatase activity.
AUGGCGGCGAGGAGGCCGGGCCGCGCGGGCGGGCCGAGGUGAGGCCGGGGGAGGCGGGCGGUGCUGCUGCCAUGGAGCACAUCACCACCCCGAAGGUUGAAAAUGUGAAAUUACUAGAUCGUUAUACAAAUAGGAAGGCAGCAAAUGGGACGUUAUACCUGACAGCUACCCACCUUAUCUAUGUAGAUGCUUCUGCUGAAGUCAGAAAAGAAACAUGGAUUCUGCAUCACCAUAUUGCAACUGUAGAAAAAAUGCCUCUGACCACGGCUGGAUAUCCGCUCCUUAUUCACUGCAAGAACUUCCAUGUGGCUCACUUUGUUAUUGGGCAGGAACGUGACUGUCAUGAAGUAUAUACCUCAUUGCUUAAACUUUCACAACCAGCGAAACCUGAAGAACUUUACGCUUUCUCAUAUAAUCCUAAAAUGUCUAAAGAGAACCGGGAGACUGGAUGGAAGCUGAUUGAUUUAAAAGUGGAUUACCAGCGUAUGGGAAUUCCAAAUGACUAUUGGGAAAUAACGGAUGUUAAUAAAGACUAUGAGAUUUGCAACACAUAUCCUCCAGAAAUAGUGGUGCCUAGAGCUGCUAGUAAGGCAGUGGUGAUUGGAAGCUCAAGGUUCAGAAGCAGAGGGCGGAUUCCGGUGCUUUCGUACUUGUAUAAGGAAAACAAUGCUGCCAUAUGUCGUUGUAGCCAGCCUCUCUCUGGGUUCAGUGCACGCUGUCUGGAGGAUGAACAAAUGCUGCAGGCGAUCAGAGAAGCCAACCCUGGGAGCCCCUUCAUGUAUGUUGUAGACACAAGGCCAAAGUUAAAUGCCAUGGCCAACCGAGCUGCUGGGAAGGGUUAUGAGAAUGAAGAUAAUUAUGAUAACAUUCGCUUUAAAUUUAUUGGUAUAGAAAACAUCCAUGUGAUGCGGAACAGCUUGCAGAAACUCCUGGAAGUGUGUGAAAUGAAGUCCCCCUCAAUGAGCGAUUUCCUCACUGGGCUGGAGAACUCAGGUUGGUUACGGCACAUUAAGGCUGUGAUGGAUGCAGGUGUCUUUCUUGCCAAGGCUGUGAAAGAUGAAAAAGCUAGUGUGUUAGUCCACUGCUCUGAUGGGUGGGAUCGCACAGCGCAGGUCUGCUCCCUGGCUAGCCUCCUCUUAGAUCCAUUUUAUAGGACUUUUAAAGGCUUCAUGGUUCUAAUAGAAAAGGAGUGGAUUGCAAUGGGCCACAAAUUCUCACACAGGUGUGGCCAUUUGGAUGGUGACCCCAAAGAAGUAUCCCCUGUCUUCACUCAGUUCAUUGAAUGUGUCUGGCAGCUCAUGCAGCAGUUCCCGUGCACAUUUGAGUUCAAUGAGCGUUUCCUUCUUGAAAUCCAUGACCACGUCUACUCCUGCCAGUUUGGCAACUUCCUUGGGAUCUGUCAUAAGGAGCGUGAGGAUCUGAAAAUCUUUGAGAAGACCCAUUCUCUGUGGCCUUUCCUCUUACAGAAGAAGCAAGAAUUGAGAAAUCCUUUGUACAGAGGAUUUACAGCAUACAAAGAGCUUCAACCAAACACACUACCUUUCAGUUUCCAGUUUUGGUGUGGGAUGUAUAAUCGCUUUGACAAAGGAAUGCAUCCAAAACAGCGUGUGUUGGAUCAUCUGCUAAGCUGCAUGAGCCAAAAGAUGAAACUGGAGGACAAUGCAUCUGAACUGGAAAAUAAACUUCCUUUCCUUGAUGGUCCUUUGCCCAGUGAAGCUUGCUCCUUAUCUAAAGUAGGACGUGCUGCUUCAAAAACACCGAUGCUCAACACUCCUCAGGAUUAUGAAGGGGAACCACCUCCUGUGUUGAGCAAUGGUGCCUCAGCAGGGGAUAUUGAUGUUGUGUCAGAUGUGGACCAAAAGCACAAAGAGAACCUGUCUCCUCACCAGGACCUCCAUGAUCUUAAUGACACCGUUAACAUGUUAAACGCCGAAGCUAAGGAUGGAAAGCCUCAGCACCAUUGAUCAGCUCUGAGAACUGUGUUCAGUGAAGCAGGCGCUUGUGGUGGUGAGGCGUAAGGGAGCUGUGCCUCCGUGAGGGUGUAGACCACCUAACCAUUUACAGCUAAGUGUGAGUACGUAUGUUUGCAGGGAGCUGUGCUCGCUGUAGAGAAGAUGGUCCCCGUUUGGUUUGGUUUGCAUCGUUUUGCAGUUCAAAUGAUGAAGAUGUGUACAGAGCUGCCCAGAAGGCUACCUUGAGUUAGUGUAAACCUUAUUUUUCAGUGAAAACACAAUGUGUGUUUAAGGUUUAUGACUGCCUGCCAGGAAUGGUAUUUCAAGCUGAAAGAAAUCUUGGCCAAUUAACAUGAGGCUUAGGAGUUGUGCAGUGUUUAUAACCGGAGUAGGAAAGACGCGGUCCAUUUGUUCUCAGUGGUGGUGCAAGGUCGUCUUAAAAUGAUAAAAAAAUUCAGUUCAUCUUAAAAAGAUUAAAAAAAAAAAAAGACCCAAACUUUUCUUAGCUGUGAAUGAAUCUCUGCAUGGACCCUCACCUUGUGGCAGAACUGAUUCAUUUUUUGUUUCCUAUGCAUAUUUGUUAAACAAAAACAAACCCCCCUGUGCCUUUUUAUGGAGACCGUUUUAAUGUCUAGCCACGCAACGUACUAUUUUUAUUAUUGUAGUGUAGAGUGUAGUAUUUGGUCUUCUUUGUAGUCAGUAUUUUUAAACAAGGUUUUUUAUCUGCUGCCGGCUUCUCCAGGAUCUUUGCUGAUCCCCUGAGUUUAGUAGCUUCUUUCUAAGCUGACCUUUCAAAGAAUAAGCUUUUAUGGACCUCAUUUCCUGAUUGUCAGAGUGCAGCAAGCCACAAAGACAGCCUGUAACACGUGAAUUUUUGACAGAGGGAAGAUUAGAAAUGAGAAAAGAUAGGAAAAAAAUUAUAUGAUAUUUUUCUCUUUUGUUUUGUUUUAUGAUCUUGGUUAAAUUGAAGCAAGAGAGUAACUCUUUGUUCUAAGCUGGAAUCGAUGUGCUUUCCUCACAUCCAUCGAUGAGGCAAUAAUUACAGAUUAGGUGUGUUCUGUUAUUGAAAUGGGGCCUAAAAUGAUUACUUCACAUCACAUGCUGAGUGAUUAUAAUGAAUGUUAUCUUGGAUGUUAAAAUUAUAUGAAGCGUAGAGAUGUUUUGUCUGUACUGUCAAGAUGUGGUGAGAUAAACAAUAUCUCUCACGGCAAUGAAUUUCUAAUUUUGUGAAGCUGGUGACAAAACGUAAAUUGGGAUGUGACCCCUUGUUGGAACAAGAAGUGGACAUCUUUGCUUGUGGCUGUGGCUCCAGCUUGGACUCACUCCAGUGCUUGUUAACACUACUUGGUUUCUUUAAACUGCAGUAAUCUCAGCUGGAGAUACUAGUUCAAAGUUGCAGGUUUAAAACAGAGAUGUAUAUUCCAUUUAUACAGAAGUCUUGUGAAGAAACAAGGGCUUGUCUCCCCAGGGAAAUGGAUGGCCCAGGAAAGCUGUUCUACAGUACUUGUUCCAGACAAGCAUCUAUAGAUGUGCUUAAUUGCACAGAGAGUCCCUUUGUGCGGCUUAAUUUAAGAUGCUUUUCUGCUUUCUUUUGGAUCCUGUUGUUUAAAUUAAUGCUGCCAUUAGGUCUUUAAAUCAGUUUUUCUCUUUUAUGAAAACUUGAAACAAACUGAACAUAUUUUCUAAGUUAGCCCUCCCAGUUUACAAUAAAAAGUAGAAACAUUCCAUUAUAGCAUCGUAAAAUGCAGUAGCCAUUGUUCAUAUGCUUAUAACGUACGGUGGAAUGACUAGGUUAAUUUCAGUGUUCAAGAUAAAAUAGAAAAUGAAAAAAAA